UAUCGAAGAUAUAUUAGUAACAUAUACAUAAAAAAUACGAAAAAAUGUGUAUGACAAUGCCAGAACGUUGGACGAACAGCAGCAAUUUUUGUUUAAUAGAAACCCAAUUUCAUUUAAAAAAAUACCGACAUUUUUUGAAUUGGAAACCAAACGAAUCCAUUCUAGAAGUUGGAUUUGCAAGUGGAUACAACUCUUCUCAAUCUUUGCAACCAAUCUUACCAAAAGAUUACAAAGAAUUUGUGGCUACUGAUAUUUCUGAUGUUAUGAUUGACUAUGCUAGAGAGCAUUGUGAUAUUCCUAAAUCGAAAUUUUAUCAAAUGGAUAUAGGAGGAAGCAUUGAUGAGAAAUUUUGGGAAAGAUUUGACCACGUCUUUUCGUUUAUAGUAAUGCAUCUGGUGAAAAAUCCUAGUAAAGCCUUCAAUAAUAUUCAUAAAAUGCUAAAACUAGGCGGCAUGGCUUUCCUUACGUUUUUUGACAAAAUACCAUGCGAUAGUAUGUUCGAUGAGCUAUCGCGUCAUCCAAAAUGGAGCAAAUACGGUCAAGAAGAUAUGAUUUCUAGUUACUUUUACAGCUCAAAUCCGGAAGAGGAAUACAAGAAAGAUUUAGAAGCAGCCGGAUUUAAAAAUUACGUUUUUGAAGUGGAAAAAGGGUCUUACAACUUUUCUUCUGAACAAGAAUGCAAUGGUGAAGUAAUAUUAAAAAAUCACAUAAAUAUGAUUGACGAAAUCACUAGUGAUACGAACACUGAAAAUAACUGGAAAACAGUUGUUAAUAAAAAGCGUAAUAGAAGACAAACUGUAGUAGGGAGCAAUCGCGAACAAAAUGAAGUAGAAGGAGUUGAAGGUAGAGAAUGCGAGGAGACAGAUUCGGGGCUGAAACCGGGACCCUAUAAGAGGUUUACUCACAAGUGGUUGGAAAGUAAAACCAACUAA
Messenger RNA from Psylliodes chrysocephalus, 932 nucleotides. Lineage: Eukaryota; Metazoa; Arthropoda; Insecta; Coleoptera; Chrysomelidae. The record is from the annotation of a GenBank genome assembly.